AUGACGGAAGAAGGGACUAUCGCGGCGUGGGCGGCUUUAACAGCUGCACUGCUCGCGUUGGCUGUUGCACUCGCCCAGGCUGCGCAGCAAUAUGCGGCUACGGCUCAGGAUAUGAAGAAAUGCAAAAAGUCCGUUUGGGGACCCAUGCCUGGCUAUGCUGGCCGUCGCGUCUUUCUCUGGCGCCAGCUUUGGUUUCGCAUCGUCUUCGAUGUGCCAAACGUCUUCAUCCCGACUGAGUACUGGGAAAAGCCGGGCAAUGCACGACAAUUUCCCACCCAUCGAAUAACCGUCUUACCGGCUCCCUUUGAUCGCCGGCCUGUAAAUAGUGACACAGAGAGUGCAGAUGCGGAUCGGCUCCCCGCCGAUAUCCCUGUGGUGCCCAUGCAAGCGAGCCUGCGGGAUAUCAUCGCUCUUGGUUUGAUGAUUGGCAUGAAGAUUCAGGCAGCCAGCGAGGACCGUAUCGAGAUGAGCGGGCCAUUUGGCUUCAUUAAGAGCAGUAGCCACCCAAUCCUCGGCAGCCUAAUUCAUUUCUCUGCGUUUUCAACGACACUCCAUAUUAAAGGACUUAAAACUAGUGAUAUCAGCCAGUCCUGGCUUCGCCGACUCACCGGUAUUGUGUCUGUUGCCAAUCAGCAGUUCGAAGAGCCGAAGAGGCACUAUUAUGUGUCGCUCAUGAUGAGAUGGCGCACGAAUUCCACACGGAUACCAUUCAAAAUUGAGGACUUUGACAGUGAUACAAGAGGGAGAGAAGAAGGUGAAGAAGAAGGAGAAUCACAACUCAAAUUUGUCGAUCUUGAAGGGAAAGAACACAUCGUGCCUGCAGACAAGUGUUCAACAUGGCAAGAUCUGUUGCAAUUUCUGGAAAGCAAUGGCAUCGCAACAUCUCCGUACAUCAUCCUUGGCCCAGAGAAUAAGCCGGUGGCUCCCAAGUCUUGGAAACCCCUGCUGAAGGUUCUGCGUAAAGGCGAUUUGAAAACUAUCUUUAAGGUAUUAUAA
Molecule: messenger RNA, 996 nt
Organism: Trichoderma breve
Lineage: Eukaryota; Fungi; Ascomycota; Sordariomycetes; Hypocreales; Hypocreaceae
Exons: 2
Coding region: 1-996 (331 amino acids)
Source: RefSeq, a predicted model, not a curated record